AUGCCUGAAUACACAGCCUCCGAUUUUGUCUUUCACUUCGGCCCUCAGAACACCGUCUUCGCUGAGGUGCCUGGGGUAGACCGUACCUCUACAUUGAACAUCUCCAAAGAGAACCAGAAGAUCAUCGAUAAUGCAGAUGACAUUGAGGCAAUCAUACCUCAUGGAAGAUUCCCCACGGAUCCACAGCAGGAAUAUGACUGCAUUGUCCAAUGUGACAAGGCACUCUAUCAAUCUGGGAAAAAGCUAUUCGAUAUAAACGUCGAGACUUUCUGGUUCCUAGACGGCGGUCAAGACGCAGGUCUCCUUAUCACCGAUCACAAAACCACCCUCCUAGGUCCUGACGAGGUCUCCGCACACCUAUUCUCACGCGUACAACGCGACAGGAACCCUCCUCUUCAACUCGCUACAAUGGGUAUCAACCGUACCUGGCUAGUUGCCUACCAAACCGGAGGAAUCGUCUCAAAACUCCGUCCCGCAUACCCACGUCUAGCAGAUUACCUGCGUUACGGAAGUCAAGGCCAGAUCAUCUACGUGAGCCUGAGUCUCUCACAGCCAGGUUGCUUCUUCGCUGCUUGGAAAGAUGGUACAGUUGUAUACAAUUUCCCUGAAGAUAAGGAAGGGUGUACAUCUUGGAAGGACCUUGAUCGUCAACUUCGUGCGUCGGAAGGCUUAAAGGUUAGACUGGGUAAUGAACCUGAGAUUGAGACCUUGGGUAUUACUGAGGUUGCUGAGGGUUCUGAGGAGAACCCGCGGAGAGAUUCGAAGGUGAAAUCGCUGAGAACACCAAAAGAGACUCCGCUCGACUUGGACUUGAAGAUGGAGAAAGAGAUUUCUUCGGUUUCAUCAACGAUGAUUCUUAAGAUGGCCCCUGCUCCUCUUUCUGCAGCUCUCCUGACACCUGCACCGACACCUGUUCAAGAGCCUCUUCCGUCUCCGACUCUUUCGAGCAAGGAUAGCUGGUUUGAGGAUUUUAGUAAGAAUGUGGUCACUCGGGUUCGCGAUAUGGAGAUUCAGCAUAUCUCUCACGACCUAGUGGAUGCUAUAUAG
Penicillium malachiteum is the source of this 1047-nucleotide messenger RNA. RefSeq lists its product as uncharacterized. The record is from RefSeq and is a predicted model, not a curated record. Lineage: Eukaryota; Fungi; Ascomycota; Eurotiomycetes; Eurotiales; Aspergillaceae. The coding region runs from base 1 to 1047 and encodes 348 amino acids. The transcript is spliced from 2 exons.